UCUCUCGCGAGAACAUCUCCGGUGUUGGGGGAGGGGGCAGGAAAAUGGCUGCUCCCAGCGUUAAGGGAGCGAGACCCGGGCCUGAAGCGGCGGCGACGCCGGCGGCUGCCGAGCCGAGCGGGAUGAUGGUGCUGCCAGGGUUCAAGGACGCGGAUAGCUUCGUAAAGUUUGCUCUUGGAUCUGUGCUGGCUGCUACUAAAGCUUCCAAUGGGCUGCCACAGGCUGGAGAUGAGUAUGAUUUUUACCGAAGUUUUCCUGGCUUCCGGGCAUUUUGUGAAACACAAGGAGACAGGUUACUUCAGUGUAUGAGCAAGGUCAUGCAGUAUCACGGCUGCCGUAGCCACAUUAAGGACCGAAGUAAAGUGACUGAAUUGGAGGACAAGUUUGAUUUGCUGGUUGAUUCCAAUGAUGUUAUUCUUGAAAGAGUUGGUAUUCUCUUAGAUGAAGCAUCAGGAUUAAACAAGAAUCAACAGCCUAUCCUCCCCGCUGGAAUGCAGGUCCCUCAAACAAUUGUGUCUAGCUGGAAUCGUAAGGCAGGAGAAUAUAACAAGAAAAAACAGUCUGAAACCUUCCGAUUGCUUCAUGCCAAGAACAUCAUUCGACCUCAGCUCAAGUUUCGAGAAAAGGUGGAUAAUUCCAACACGCCGUUUGUCCCCAAAAUCUUCAUCAAGCCAAAUGCUCAGAAACCCUUGGCACAGGCACUCACCAAAGAAAGGCGGGAGCGCCAGGAACGCCCUGAGGACUUGGACGUGCCGCCUGCACUGGCAGAUUUUCUCUAUCAACAGAGAACUCAGCAGAUUGAGCAGGAUAUGUUUGCUCAUCCCUAUCAGUAUGAACUCGAUCACUUUGCCAUACCAGAUGAAGUCCUUCAGAAGCCACAGAUUCAGAUGUACAAACCUGUAGGAGAAACACCCUGCCAUUUUGUAACCACCCUCGACGCACUCGUGGAACUCAAUGAAAAACUCCUGAAUUGUAAAGACUUUGGUGUAGAUUUGGAGCACCACUCUUACAGGAGCUUCCUAGGUUUGACAUGCCUCAUGCAGAUUUCAACCCGAACAGAAGAUUUCAUUAUUGAUACCCUGGAACUUCGAAGUGACCUAUAUAUUCUCAAUGAGAGCUUCACAGAUCCAUCCAUCGUUAAGGUCUUCCAUGGUGCUGAUAUGGACAUCGAAUGGCUGCAGAAAGACUUUGGGCUGUAUGUGGUGAACAUGUUUGAUACCCACCAAGCAGCUCGCAUCCUUAACCUUGGCAGACACUCACUGGAUCACUUAUUGAAACUCUAUUGCAAUGUGGAAUCAAAUAAGCAAUAUCAAUUGGCUGACUGGAGGAUAAGACCUUUACCCGAGGAAAUGUUUAACUACGCACGCCAUGAUACUCACUACCUCCUCUACAUUUACGAUAAGAUGCGCUCAGAUCUGUGGGACCGAGCAAAUGGGCAGCCAGCUCAGUUGCAGGUGGUGUGGCAGCGGAGCAAGGACAUUUGCCUCAAGAGGUUCAUCAAACCGAUAUUCAUGGAAGAUUCUUACCUGGAGCUGUAUAGAAAGCAGAAGAAGCACCUCAACACCCAGCAGCUCACAGCCUUUCAGUUGCUUUACUCUUGGAGGGACAGAACAGCCCGGAGGGAGGAUGAGAGUUAUGGCUACGUCCUACCCAAUCACAUGAUGCUGAAGAUAGCUGAAGAGCUGCCCAAGGAACCUCAGGGCAUUAUUGCUUGCUGCAACCCCGUGCCUCCUCUCGUGCGGCAGCAAAUAAACGAAAUGCACCUUCUCAUCCAGCAGGCCCGAGAGAUGCCUCUGCUCAAGUCUGAAGUUGCAUCUGGAGUGAAGAAGAACAGACCCCAGUCUGCACCUGAGAGAAUAGAAAAUGCCUUAUUUGGUCCUCAUGAUUAUUCCCGGGCUCCUCCAGAUGAUUAUCUAAAUGUCACAGCAACAGGACCUGCACCACUUCAGAAGAGGGCAACCCUCUUCUCUGACAAAAAUGAAAAUGAGACCAUGUCAGAUGUUGGCUGCCUUAUUGCUACUGCUGUCAUCACAUUAUUCAGUGAGCCUAGUGCUGGUGAAGAGAAUGAAGGGAGGCUGACUGCUGCCCAGAAGAAGGCCCAGAGCAUCAUGGAGUCCUUUGAAAAUCCAUUCAGGAUGUAUCUGCCCUCAGAAGAGAACCACGCUUAUGUCUCACAAUCAGCAAAGUUUGACCCAAUGUCGAAAAUCUAUGAAAUCAGCAAUCGUUGGAAGCUGGCAAGCCAGGUACAGAUUAAAAAAGAAGCCCAGGAAGCACUAAGAAAAAAAGCUGAGCAGACAGCUGCCCGGGAACAGGCCAAGGAAGAAUAUAAAGCAGCCACCCAGCAGGUCAUCUCAGUCCGGCAGCAAGCUGUGCUAGAAAAUGCUACUAAGAAGAGGGAGAGAAUGGGGAGCGAGCCAGAGACCCCAGAGCCAAAACAAGAGAAGAAAAGGCUCAAAGCAUCCCAGCCUCCCCAAGAGCAGGAGCCGCCUAAGGAGUUCACCCCCUACGACUACAGCAAGUCGGACUUCAAAGCCUUUUCUGGAAACAGCAAAGCCAAGCAGUCGGCUCAGUUUGAUCCAAAUAAGCAGGACCCGCCUGGCAAGAAAUGUGCUACAGUGGGCAAACCGAAGCAGCCAGCAGGGAACAGGAGCAAGUCUUUCGUGACUGGAAAAUCAGAGAGGUGCGUUGGUGUGGGGGCCUGGAACAAGGACCCCCUGGGUGAAAAGGGAUGCCCAGGAAAAGGCCAAGCUCCCCCGAGAGUGUGGGGGCCUCUGAAACAGGAGUAUUAGCGGAACUCACCGAGCCUCUGCCGAUGGCUCCCUGUCCGGUGUCCAGCCCAGGACCCAGCACACAGCGGGUGCCUCCUGAUGCUUCCGGGCUCGGAUCCAGAAAGGUGAAGGAGCUGCCCAGGGGGCGCCUCAUUGGCUCUGGCUCCUGGUCACCGGGCCCUGGUUGCUCUGGGGCGCCUCUUGGAGCUUUGAGAGGCUGCAGGCUGUGGUUGGCAGAGGAGGGGGUUUUCUGUAGCAUGGUAUGCCUGUGUAUUUGUAUGGGGGCGGGGAGGGGGGGUGAUGACAGCCCAGGACUCUGGUGCUGAGAAAGGAAAUGCUGAAGGCCCUCGGUGCCUGAGGGGAAAGAAAUGACCAGUAGGGUUUAGUCCCCGGAGGACGGUUUAGUUUUCUAGCAGCCUCUCGGCCUUGGGGGUGCCUUGGCCCAGCUGAGCCCGUCCCUUAUGUGGCACCUCAACACCAGAAGGGUCAGUAAGUGCCUCCUGGGGGCAUUUCCUCCUCUCUGUCUCUGAUAGGGUUGGGGCUUCCUGACGUUGGGGUGCAGCCUCUUCAUGGGCACAAAGCCCCAAAGAGAAAAAGUAAACUUUUCUGUUUCCACAUGUUCUCUGCAGAGGUUUCAGGUACAGCUGGCCUAAGAGAUAGUGUCUGUGGCCCAGAGGAGAGGAGAGGAGCGCCUGGGAGAGGACCAGGGGAGAGCUGCAAGCAGGUCCCGGAGGGCUCUGUUCUGUGUGGGCCUCUUGUUGAAACAUUAAACAAAGAAUUCUUACUGGAAGGAAGCCAGGUCUUCUCCUUUCAUUGUCAGCAGAGACUCUUGGAAGCUAUCUGUCACGGACGUAGUGGCGAUGGCCAGACCCGCAGCACCCAGCACGCUUUGCUGCCUGGGAGGAGGGUGGGGGCCCUCACCGAGCCACUGCCGGGCCAUUGAGGCGGUCGGGGCGCCUGCCACGGGAAGCCCCUCCUCUCUUCUCAGGCUUCCUCACCCCGGGGUUCUCAGGCAAAUAAGGCCAACGAGUGACCCGCACCGCUGCCAGCGAUAGCAUAGGGGCUCGGGAGAUGCCUGUGGCGGCCCCCUCCCGCCCCGAGCCUGCCUUGGCACAGGGCCCUCCUCACCCUGAUCCAGGAGACCCGGCGUGGGGGCCUAUUUCCCAGCCUGACGCUCAGGAUACAUUGUUACUCCGAAGCUGAACAGUGCUGCGGCUUCCCAGCAGCCUUUAGUGGAGAGGGAGGGAGGCCCUGCCGGUGGUCCCACAGCUGGCUCGGGCUGCUUCUGCCGACUCAGCAGCCCUCACCUUGCAGAAGCUUCCUGAAUGGUUGGAUUCCCUGGGCACAAUCUGCCCACUCUUCUGUCAGACCUGAAUCAUGUACGGCAUGCUUUUGUACCCGUUUUUCUAAGUAAAGAUGGACGGGCGAUGAGCCCGGGCCCUGCUCUCACCCAACCCCUGGUUUUCCUGGCUCCCACAGACCCUGAACCUGUUGUAACUGACUGUCUGAAGUGCUGGGCUAGCACUGGCUACUCAGCUGGCCCACGGUGCUUGGACUAGUAGCUGGAACCACAUUGGUGCCAUCAUUUAAUAAAACGCUUUUUAAAGUAAA
Monodelphis domestica (gray short-tailed opossum) is the source of this 4379-nucleotide messenger RNA. Lineage: Eukaryota; Metazoa; Chordata; Mammalia; Didelphimorphia; Didelphidae. The record is from RefSeq and is a predicted model, not a curated record.